AUUAGAACAUAGUGUACAUUGGAACAUUUGAAACCUGACACCUGGGGGGCAGGGGGCUGUAGUAUUGGAUAGUUCGGAGGUGUUGAAGAGUGUCAGUACAGCCACCUCCUCUUCUAGGAUCCACUCCCAUCUGGACCGCUGUCUGCAGGACAGAUUCCCUGUCCGACGUAGUCCUUCAGAGGCGGUUUUUGGACAUGGACAUCCUUCUGGUCUUGGUUCUUCAGCUGCUGGCUGUGCCUGUAUUUACUCAAACGAAUCCCAGCCAUGACAUCUGGGGGGAUUAUGGCGCCUAUGGGCCAUGCAGUCGAACCUGUGGGACAGGAAUCUCUGUAAGAACCAGGAAGUGCAUCACCCAAAGGACGGAUGGAGGUCAUAAUUGUGUGGGAUCAUCCAAAUCAUACCGCAUCUGUAACUCACAGGAAUGUCCUAUAGGAUCCAGGGACUACCGAGAAGAACAGUGCGCAGAGUUUGACAGACUGGCAUUCCAGGGAAAAAGUCACUCAUGGGUGCCUUACCAUGGAGCUUCCAAUGUGUGCGAGCUGCACUGUGUCCCCAAAGGAGGAAACGUCUCCUACAGACAGAGGGCCGCGGUGGUGGACGGGACUCCCUGCCGUGAGGGACGCCGUGGCAUCUGUGUGGAUGGGGCAUGCAGGCCAUUGAUCCACGGAGAGUUCCUGGGCUUGGACCAAGACGUGCAGCAGCCUGUUGUCUCCUCGGCGCCGGCCCCUGUGGCUCCUCAUCUAAGGGACACGCAAAUCUACGCCUACACCACCGGCGUGUACGGGGCCUGCUCAGUCAGCUGCGACGGAGGCAUGCAGUACCGCAGUUUGCAAUGCGUGCUCCAGGACCCGCUGAACCCGCGCACGGUGGACGAGACCUACUGCAUUGCCCGAGUGCUGCAGAGGCCGGCGUGCCAGCAGGCCUGCAACAUGCAACCAUGUGCCGCUGCUGAGUACAGUGUCUCCGUCUUCAGUGGGUGCUCGGUGACGUGUGGAGAAGGCCAGCAGACCAGGGACGUCUUCUGCGCGGGUCCUUCUGGGGAGCACCUGGCCGACCACGCUUGUAGUGGCCUGCAGCGCCCCCCGGCCUUCAGGCCCUGCCACAGGUCCCGGUGCCCCCUCCACAUCACCUGGCAUGUUGGUGACUUUGGCCUGUGCACCACGAGCUGUGGUGGGGGCGUCAGAGACAGGCGGACGGGGUGCUAUGAUACAGACCUCAACCCCUUUCCAGAGCACAGGUGUGGAUCCACCGGAAGUCCUGUCGCCAUGGAGUCAUGCAACACGCAGCCCUGCCCAGAAGCCCAGAGGGUCCCAAGUAUGCAGGGCACAAUAGCCAAUGAAAGCCCUUCAAGAGGACUGGUGCCUUACAUCCCAGGAGAGCAGUUGGCUCCAAGACCACGUGAGAGCAUCACUGUGGUCGGAUCCCCCUGUCAGCAGUCACGAUAUGGCUGCUGUGCGGACGGACACACUACUGCCACUGGCCUUAGGAAUAGGGGAUGCCCCGGUGGUGACUGCGUUCGCACCAGGUACGGCUGUUGUAUAGAUGGGAUAACUGCUGCUCAAGGGUUUGGAAGGGCAGGAUGCCCUGAGUACCGGACCUCAGUGCCGCCAUCUCCCUCCGCCAUUCCAUCAACUGGAGAUAUCUGCUCCCUGCCCAGGGAGGAGGGUCCCUGUGACACCUGGAUGGUUCGCUUCUACUAUGACUCCGGUGUGGGGAAAUGCACAGAUUUCUGGUAUGGAAGUUGCCAGGGCAAUACCAAUAACUUUGCCUCACUGGAAGCCUGUCAGAGAAAGUGUGGGAAACCAUCGCUAAGGGCGAUCCCGCAUGCAGGCCCAACCUCUCGGAGAGCUAUGAGAACAAGGAAGUGAACUCUCUGAAGGGCUGAAGGGAAGUGAAACCCUGAUGCACAAAUAAAUCACAGAUGAGGAUGUAUAAGGAUGAUGUGUUACUUUGAUAAGACAUGUUUGUACCAAUCAUCAUAACCAUUGUCUUGUGGAAAUUGCAUUAAACGGAAAAAGACAAUUUUUCACGUUGA
Gadus macrocephalus (Pacific cod) is the source of this 2035-nucleotide messenger RNA. It is a transcript of the gene paplnb, whose product is annotated as papilin b, proteoglycan-like sulfated glycoprotein. Gene Ontology annotation, cellular component: extracellular matrix. The transcript is spliced from 13 exons. Gene Ontology annotation, biological process: extracellular matrix organization. Bases 195 to 1868 code for a protein of 557 amino acids. NCBI's taxonomy places the organism in Eukaryota, Metazoa, Chordata, Actinopteri, Gadiformes, Gadidae. The record is from RefSeq and is a predicted model, not a curated record. Gene Ontology annotation, molecular function: serine-type endopeptidase inhibitor activity; metalloendopeptidase activity.